GGGACGGAGAGAGACGCGUCACUGAUGGGUAUAUUAUCUUCUUCCCGUUGCCUCUCGGGUCGCCUACUCAACGAAGAUGUGGUUGGUUGUCAAACCGAAUUAAUUAUCCGUUACUACCCAUUACCGACUACCGCUGGAUGUUCUGCUCGCGGUGACCUUGUAUCUCUCUGACGCUGAGAACAUUCUCAAUAUUGUAUUUUCUUUUCCCGACCGUUUUAGUCUGCCUGUCUCCAGUCUGUAGUCUGUCUCCAUCUCCAUGGCUACCUCGAAUGUGCUGGAGGAGUCCUGCCUGCUGCAGAGAGGCAGAUCUCACAGCGACCCGAGCAGCAUCAUCGCGGAACCUCGUGCCGCCGGAGCUACCGGAGCACAGCAUACUGCAGCAGUGAUGGAGAAGGGGGAGGGUGCUCCAGGGGGUGUGGUCUCGGGGGUGCGGACCCCUCCCGUCAGGAUGAACAGUAAACUGGCCAGUCUGGGACGGAUCUUUAAACCCUGGAAGUGGAGGAAAAAGAAACAGCAGAACUCCUCAGCUGUAGAGAGAAAGGCAGCGGUACCACAGACCCUAGACCAACUGGUUAGGAGGGGCCUGGAGACCCCAGACCAACUGUGUUGUGAGGCGUGUGGGGGGGUGGAGAACCCUCCCAGCCAAUCAGAUGCAGAGGAGGAGGAACCUCUGGCUCCCCUGGCAACCACCUCAGAGGACCUGGUCAGCGACGAAGACAACCCCUCUACAGUGGUGGACCUGACAGAGGAUAUUGUGAUGGCGGCCGUCCCCAGCCAGAGUGAGGAGGGAGGAGAGGAGGACGCGUCCCUCUGUGAGUCCUGUGUGGACAACUCUCUGGGACAGGCUGAGACAGGAGGGGGACAGGAGACACCCCGCACAAUGGACCCCCCACCCUGCCGGGCCGGCACCCCGCCACCCCCCAACCGGCCCAAACUACUGACCAGGCUGGGCAGUCUAGAGGGUCCUCACCCUUUCCCUAAGUCUAACCCAGAGAGGAAGAAGUCUCCGGCCACUUUCCCCCGGAACUUCACUCUGCCCAGAACCUCUCCGGAUUCCUUGCUGAGAGGACGGAUCACCACGCCUACUGGCUCUCCUCACCUGGGGAUGCUGCACCCCCCACCACCACCCAGCUGCAUCAUAGAGGAGCUCCAUCGCGCCCUGGCCACCAAACACAGACAGCACAGUUUCCAACCAAAGGAGAUACACUCUUCUCCGAAGCGUCGGACCGACGCUCAUCUGCUGCACACGGCCAGCGUGGAGAAAGAGCUGUUCGGAGCCUCGGAGAGAGAGAAGGAGAGAGAGAAGGAGAGAGAGAAGGAGAGAGAGAAGGAGAGAGAGAGAGAGUCAGAUGAGAACAAGGAGAACAGACGUCUAGACGAUCCUGACCGCUGGAACGACUCCAUCAUCUCCGGCACCCUGCCGCGGCGGAUGCGUAAGGAGUUGUUAACAGUGAAGCUUCGUAACCGGCCCAGUCAGCAGGAGCUGGAGGACAGAAACAUCUUCCCCGUUCGCUCAGACCUGGAGAGACAGGAGAUACGACAGCACAUAGAGACCAAGCUGGCCAAGCGGCUGAGCCAGAGACCCGCGGUAGAGGAGCUGGAGAGUCGGAACAUCCUCAAACAGAAGAACGACCAGUCAGAGCAGGAGGAGAGGAGAGAGAUCAAACAGAGACUCAACAGGAAGUUGAACCAGCGUCCUACAGUAGAUGAGUUAAGAGACAGGAAGAUACUGAUUCGUUUCAGUGACUAUGUAGAGGUGGCCAAGGCUCAGGACUACGACCGCAGGGCAGACAAACCCUGGACCAGGCUGUCGGCUUCAGACAAGGCAGCAAUAAGGAAGGAGCUGAAUGAGUUCAAAAGUAACGAGAUGGAGGUUCACAAUUCCAGCAAGCACCUGACAAGGUUCCAUCGGCCGUAGUGUAGUGGUGGUUUCUUCUGCAGAAGCUGGGUGGUCCAAUUAUCAGUGAAGACCAUGUGACAGUGUUCCCAGGCCCUUACCCACGGCCCCAGACUGUCCUGUCUUGAUAUGUGGGCUAGUUCCCGAAUGUUCGACCUACAGAUAUCUGUCUGUCUUUGUGCCAACUUGGAGGCUGUCUGUCUCUCUGUGUGUCACCAUGGAGGCUGUGUCUCUAGAGCCGGCGCCCAGGAAAGAUCACAGGAAACAUCAGACUGAUAUUCUCUUAAAGGAGCUAUCAAAACGUCUCUGGUCGCUUUCUCCUAGACGUCAACCAAUGAGAAAAAGAUUAAUGAAAAAGAUGACAGCACUUGUUAGUUCACAAGUUGUUUCUCUCCAUUCACUCCAUACCAGCAGUCUAAAAUAAUCAGAAAACUAUUGCCAUGCAACAAAUGUUGCUAAGAAUUUAUCUUGGUGUGGUGAAGGUUAAAAAGCAUCCUACGAAGAAGGCUAAAGGAUGAAUGAGUACAUCCCUGAGACUGCUGCUGUGGAAUAAACUGAAAUAAAUAACAUUGACUGUGAGUGCUGGGGGUCUGUUUUCAUAGUGGAGUUGGAUCCUUGGAUCAGCCGCAGGAGGAACUACGAGGAGCCUCCAACCUGAAGGAACCAGCCUGAUCGCUGUGUUCACCCUUCUAUUUCACUUCACGCACCAACCUCGCAUUCCUCCUCAGUUUGAUCCCGUGUCUGUAACGAGAGGCAGUAUUCAAAACGUACUUAUCAGCGAUUGCAUCACCUUCAACCAAUCACUGUUUCUGAGAGGAAUCUGAUUGGAUCAGCCAUUUUCUGGUGUAUUCCAAACACAUUCUGGAUAAAGACUAGACGGAUAAGUGCAGUUAAACAGAAUGGUGAAGGCAGCGAUCAGGCUGGUUCCUCCAUGCUACCUCCUCCAACCUGCUCAGAGGAAACAGCACAUCUCCUUCAGAGGACCAUCUGAACAUUUUCCUCGACACCUGUUAGAGGACGGAGGAGACACCUUGUUUCCUCGGUUACAGGACGGAGGAGACACCUUGUUUCCUCGGUUAGAGGACGGAGGAGACACCUUGUUUCUUCGGUUAGAGGACGGAGGAGACACCUUGUUUCCUCUGUUAGAGGACGGAGGAGACACCUUGUUUCCUCGGUUAGAGGACGGAGGAGACACCUUGUUUCCUCGGUUAGAGGACGGAGGAGACACCUUGUUUCCUCGGUUAGAGGACGGAGGAGACACCUUGUUUCUACAUGUUAGAGGACGGAGGAGACACCUUGUUUCCUCGGUUAGAGGACGGAGGAGACACCUUGUUUCCUCGGUUAGAGGACGGAGGAGACACCUUGUUUCUACAUGUUAGAGGACGGAGGAGACACCUUGUUUCCUCGGUUAGAGGACGGAGGAGACACCUUGUUUAUACAUGUUAGAGGACGGAGGAGACACCUUGUUUCCUCGGUUAGAGGACGGAGGAGACACCUUGUUUCCUCGGUUAGAGGACGGAGGAGACACCUUGUUUCCUCGGUUAGAGGACGGAGGAGACACCUUGUUUCCUCUGUUAGAGGACGGAGGAGACACCUUGUUUCCUCUGUUAGAGGACGGAGGAGACACCUUGUUUCCUCGGUUAGAGGACGGAGGAGACACCUUGUUUCCUCGGUUAGAGGACGGAGGAGACACCUUGUUUCCUCGGUUAGAGGACGGAGGAGACACCUUGUUUCCUCGGUUAGAGGACGGAGGAGACACCUUGUUUCCUCGGUUAGAGGACGGAGGAGACACCUUGUUUCUACAUGUUAGAGGACGGAGGAGACACCUUGUUUCCUCGGUUAGAGGACGGAGGAGACACCUUGUUUCCUCGGUUAGAGGACGGAGGAGACACCUUGUUUCCUCGGUUAGAGGACGGAGGAGACACCUUGUUUCCUCGGUUAGAGGACGGAGGAGACACCUUGUUUCCUCGGUUAGAGGACGGAGGAGACACCUUGUUUCCUCGGUUAGAGGACGGAGGAGACACCUUGUUUCUACAUGUUAGAGGUCGGAGGAGACACCUUGUUUCCUCGGUUACAGGACGGAGGAGACACCUUGUUUCCUCGGUUACAGGACGGAGGAGACACCUUGUUUCUACAUGUUAGAGGUCGGAGGAGACACCUUGUUUCCUCGGUUACAGGACGGAGGAGACACCUUGUUUCCUCGGUUACAGGACGGAGGAGACACCUUGGAAUGCGUGCCAAAUGGCACCUUAUUCCUUAUUUUAUAACAGACUCUUUGAAAGCUGAAAGAACGAUGGCAGAGGAAGGAUGUGGUGCAUGUGAUCAACAAACCCUUUCCUCUCCUCUUCAGAAACGCUAGUAGAAGGCUGCAAAACUCUACAAAUUCUCCCAAAAUUCUGAGGUAUUCCAGAAAAUUCCAGUUGGAGGGUUUCAGGAUUUUAUGUUUAAUUAAAUAUGAAUUAAAUAUGUUUAAUUUAUUCCCUCCUGAUUCCAGGAAUCUCUAACCAGGAUUUCUGGAAAACCUGGUGGGACCCUAAACGCUCGUCUCCCCUCCAGCACCCAUCUUUCUCUAUGGGCUGACAGUGUUCUUGUUAUUCAUGUUGUUGGUGACCAUGUCUGUCUAAAGCAGGGGUAUCAAGCUCAUUCCACGGCGGGUCGAGGGUCUGCAGCUUUUUUGGUUUUUCCUUUCAAUUAAGACCUAAAUAGUGACCUUAAUUCAUCAAUCAAGUACAAGGGUGGAUAGAUAUCCUUCAGAGACACAGCCACCCGUGGAAUGAGUUUAACACGUGGUCUAAAGCACCUUUGUAAGCACUAUUUAUCGUCUGCACAAUACAAGUUGUGACUUUUUAAGAACUGC
Salvelinus fontinalis (brook trout) is the source of this 4754-nucleotide messenger RNA. RefSeq names its product phosphatase and actin regulator 3-like. The transcript is spliced from 12 exons. Gene Ontology annotation, molecular function: actin binding. The record is from RefSeq and is a predicted model, not a curated record. Bases 257 to 1918 code for a protein of 553 amino acids. Gene Ontology annotation, biological process: actin cytoskeleton organization. NCBI's taxonomy places the organism in Eukaryota, Metazoa, Chordata, Actinopteri, Salmoniformes, Salmonidae.